Molecule: messenger RNA, 600 nt
Organism: Caenorhabditis remanei
Lineage: Eukaryota; Metazoa; Nematoda; Chromadorea; Rhabditida; Rhabditidae
Exons: 4
Coding region: 1-600 (199 amino acids)
Source: RefSeq, a predicted model, not a curated record
AUGCAUGUCUCCCUGGCUUUCUCGACCGCCAUCCUUCUCUUCUGUGCUCAAAGCGCCUUCUCGUCUCGAGUCGUGAAACGCAGUGAAGAUCUCCGCCAUCAAGUGCUCGGAGAGCUCAACGAGUUCCGUGCAAAGUUUGCCGAUGCGGCUCAAGUCAGCAAUAUGAAUGAGCUGACGUACGACUUGGAGUUGGAGAAAGUAGCCAGUCAAUAUAAUUCUUGUCAUCUCGACAGGGACACUUGGAAGCGGCUUGAGCAUAAUGAAAUGAAUUAUUACCUCUAUAAGAAGCAAUUGGAAAAUGAUUUUGUUGAAUACGCUGCCUUUCAUAGAAAUGAUACUGAAGAACUCAAAAAACUCUUUGGAAACGGAGAUUUGUUUGUUGCGGCUCUUCAACCAAAUGUCAACAAAGUUGGAUGCUACCAUUUCCCUAGUCUCUGUGUUCACAAAAUCUGGUCCCUCGCUGCUAAAUUCACCGAUGUCAAACGAUCGACUGUUAGAGGAUUACAACAUUUCACCCUAGACGACACUUUCUAUGGAAAACCAGGAGCUCACUGUUCUGGAAAGAAUACUCGCGGUGGAUUGUGCAAAGCGACUGAUUAG